This is a messenger RNA of Penicillium brasilianum, 1475 nucleotides long. Lineage: Eukaryota; Fungi; Ascomycota; Eurotiomycetes; Eurotiales; Aspergillaceae. The record is from the annotation of a GenBank genome assembly.
CUCCCAUUCAUCAUUCUCAUUUCCCUUCGUCCCCAUACCAGCCCAACCGUGCUCUGUGCAUACUUGCAUAUCGACAUCUCAAGAUGGCCGCUCGCUCCCCCGGUUAUCUUCCCACGUACACGGGUCUCCCGUUUAACAAUUUCGGCAUCACCGACGGGAAGAUCCUCACUGUGGCUGCCGCUUGUCGCGCUUAUCGAUCAGCCCCCUCCUUGCUUACUGAUGUUGGAUGGCUUCCGUUCUUAAGCUAUCAAUAUGCGUACUGGCCCGUCCAGUAUGAGGACGGUCUGAGGGUCUUUGUCAAAGUCCCGGUGCUCAAUAACGUGAUCCCCGAUUAUAACACAAUGACCUACAACCUCAUGGUACGUGAAUGCGCGAUGCUGGUGUUCCUGGAGAAUCGGGGUUUCCAAUGGUCGCCUCGCCUGCUCUACCACACCAUGGAGCUCGAUAGUCUUCUGGGACUUCCGUACAUGAUCGAAACCAUGCUUCCCGGAAAGCGGCUGGACUGGACCAACACGGCCCCCACCGACAAGGCGAACCGGGAGAAAGUCCUGAGCCAAGUUGCGAAGAUCAUCUUUGAGUUUGCUCGGGUCGACCCAAAGGAUGGCGGUUCUGGGGGUCUUCGGCAUUAUUUCGACAGGGAAAUAGACCAGAGAUUGUUUCGCCUGAUUAGAGGUCUGGAUCGAGAUUACAAGUAUUCCCUCUACUCAUGUUUCGUCCUGCGUGCCCUUGCCCGCAAAUCCGCAGAGGGAAAGGAUACCAACACGGUCUGGGUCAACUCGCAUGAAAACCUCAGGGCUCACAAUAUUUUCGUUGACGACGACUUCAACGUGACUGGUUUCGUCGAAUGGGGGCUCGUCAACACGAUGCCUGCCCGCUUGGCCUUCCGCUUCCCUACCUUCCUACAACUCAAGAGCAAAGUAUUUCCGAGAGUCAUGCCUUCAGAUCCGCGUGCAUACACCAAGGAGUUUCUCGAGGUCCCAGCACUCAUGAAGGUUGAUCGUGAGUGCUUCGUUGCCCGCAUGCAAUACGAACAUGCAACACAAGCCAGCCGAUCUGCUAUCGGUCAUCUCUCACCUAAAGGGUGGGAAAUGAUGUGUUGGGACCUCGAAAGCGUGGAUUGGAGCCACAUGAUUUUCGAUGCAGUCUUGAGCCGCAACACCCACCAGCUCAUGUCAGCACGACAUUUCUUCAUCAGUUGCCUCCCAGAGUUCACGCCCGAGAGAAUCCAGGAACUUUACAAACAUGAUACGUUCCAUCUCGAGGCCUUAAAGUUCUACUUCCGGAAUCUUAAUCUGGCAAACCCAUGGGCGAACGGGAUUCGGACGACUAAUCUGCUGCACAUGGCAGCUUGCAGACGGUUCCCCUGGGAGUUUAUCGAGAUAGUGCUGAAAGAUGCAUUUGGUCGGUACGAGGGUUGGGUAGACCAGCGUGUUUGUCUUCGCUAAGUUGUUGAUUCAUCGACAAGAGCAGCACCG